CAUCUAUAUAUAUAGAGAGACAAUCAAGUAGAUUGAUUUUAAUUUCCACCUGAAUAAUAAUAAUAAUUAUUAUUAUUAUUAUGGCAAACACAAUGGAGAAGCAAUCUUCUUUCGGUUCUUCGCGAAGGCAUCUGGAAAACGAGCUCGAUUUCAGCUUGAAAGAGUGGGCCAUCAAGGCCCGAAUCGGCCGCGAAAAUCCCGGAAAUUCGAGGAGAUUUUCGUCUUCGAAUUUGAAGAGUUUCAGAGAAGAAGAUAAUACAAAGUCUUUCAGAUCAAAUAAUAUGACCAUUAUUUCCAGCACUGCUUCUUCUCCUGGCUAUACACUUAAAGAGGAAAUUGACCCUUCUACAUAUUCAUUCACCACUGCCCUCAAAGCGUUACAGGCGAAAACAGUGUACACAUGGGAUUACUUAUCACCGCAAGACGGAUUGACACUCAACUCGAAAUGGAACGAUGCGGAGAAAUACAUAUCGAAUCCACUAUCGGGAGAAGUUCCGCUCGAGUGUUUAUCGGCCAAAACGCUUAGCCAAAGAUCGUUCCGGAGCAGGAUUACUAUGUCCGCACCGCUCAUCUAUCCUUCUCAUCACAUGAUAAGUAAUCCCGCCACCUCAGCCGUACUCAACGGGCGCGAAAACGAAGCCGAAGUCACUUCCAAAGAGAAGAAAACGAGUACGACACGGGACGUGGGAACUCAAAGCACACCGGUGUAUCUUAGUUCGACAAUUCUAAGUCCUAGUAUUGAAGAAAAAUCAAGAAAGCUAGUCAUUAGUGAUCAAGAAAAUGGAGAUCACAUUGGAAAAUUGAAAUCUGCAAACACAGAGGUACAAGUGGAAGAAACAAGAGAGAAGAAAAAUGGUGGAGGAGGAGGAGAGAGAAAGAAGGUGAUGACGUGGAGGGAGAGGUGCCAGGGUGGAAUGGGGUGCCUAACACUGAGAAGUUGUGUAAAGCACAGAGACAAGCAAAAAAAUUAAAAAUUAAAUAAACAGCACUUAGUUUAUUAUUUUUUGUAUUUAAUUAAUGAUUUGCUAAGAAGAAUGAAGUUUGUUGUCACAAAAUGGAAAGAUUCUCUAUUCUCAAUUUUAUGUAUGUAUGUAGCUAAUAAACUUUAUCUAACUCUCCUUCUCUCUCUACCCUACAAUGGAUCUAGUAUUAUAACCUCA
This is a messenger RNA of Erythranthe guttata (spotted monkey flower), 1160 nucleotides long. RefSeq lists its product as uncharacterized. Lineage: Eukaryota; Viridiplantae; Streptophyta; Magnoliopsida; Lamiales; Phrymaceae. The record is from RefSeq and is a predicted model, not a curated record.